AAGAAGUAGUGGCUCCACUCUUUUCCUCCACUCCACCAUUCUUCAACUUCAAGCAACAAAACAACAACGCGCAACCGUGGAAAAUUUUCGAUUGAAUUAGGGUUACUAUAUCUUCUUCAUUCAUCAAACUCGAAUAAUUCAAAGCUAUUUCCGAUUAUUGUUUAUCGAAUCGCUUAACGUUGAAGAUGUUUGAACGGAAGCAGUUCAAGACAAGGUUAUGCGCACUCUAUCAGAAAGGUCGUUGCAAUCGCCAUAACUGUUCCUUUGCACAUGGGAAUGCUGAGCUUCGACGUUUUUCUUCCUCCUUUAACGGUGAAUUUUCAAUCUUUCGUUUUUUCAUCUGUUUUUUAAUUUUAAUUAUUUUUUGUUAUGAAGUAGUGUUUGAUUUGUUUAGGUUAUUGAAUUAGUUAGUUAGUUAGUUACAUACUUGAGUGCAUUUUAAUGUUAGUUGAUGAAUGAUGGAUGCAUAUUGUGUGAAUUAUUACUUAUAGAAAUUCAGUGCCACUUGCAUUGGUAAGUCAUUUAAGAGGUUUCUGGCUUCAAAAUUCAAAUGGCCCCCCUGCUGGUGGACGGUGUAAUUAGUAUCCAUUGGAUUAGUCAGUCUUUGGGUCGGAUACCGCGUCUUAAAAAAAUAUUACUUAUAUAAUGUUGUUUACUAAAUCUAACUGAUCACUAUUGUUUCGCGGGAUCCUAUUUAUUUUAGUUAACUGAUCAGUAUUGUUUCGCGGGAUCCUAUUUAGUAUGAAGUGUUGUCAAAUGGCGGCUAAUCGGCUAUUGUGGUGCAAUAGUGUUGUAGCGUAUAGGAAUUUGAACAAACCGCUAUUUUUUGCCAUCCAGGAUGACAUACAUUAUAAAUGCAAUUCUGUAAUUGAUAUGCACUUCAAUUAUUAUUUGGAUUUUGGUGUACUUCAGUAUAAAUAUUACACCUGUUUUGUUCACUUGCUUUGUUGGUUUUAUUUCUCCUCGUAUGGGUUUCUCUUCAAUAACCGUCCUUGAAUUGAGGAAAUCAAUCUUAGAGCAUAUAAUAUCUAUUUUUGUGGCUAACAUCAUCUUCCAUCAAAUCUGUCGUACUUAAUUUUUUUUUUAUUUAUUUUCAAUAUUGUGUUUUAUUUCAUGCAAUUUUAUAUCUCUAUUCUAGAACCUGACAAUCUAUAUUUCAUUUCUGGAUUGCCGAGUUCAAAAGAAUGUUUCUGAAUGAAGAACUUACAAAAUUUUGAAGAGCUCUUCAUAUUCCUUCUUGCAGAUAUAAGAGGACUGUAGAUAUUUCCUUCGACUAUUUGUAGUCCACUAGUCUUUGUGUCUUUAUGUGUUUGUUUUGUGACUUCUACAUAAGCUGGUCUAUUAUUCAUGAUAUAAAGAUGUUUAAGCAGUGAAGAGUCCAAGUUGCCUCUCAUAUUUGUGAUAACAUACUUAACUUGAAUUGGGAAAAUUGACUAAUGAUAAGAAAAUGAAGCAUUGCAUCAAAGGAGAAAAAUGUGAGGAAGUAAAUUAUGCAGUGUCACAUUAUCGGCAUCCCUCGUAAACUAAUUAUUCACAUCUCCAGCUUGUUUAGUCGGCACACUGUUAUUCUAUUUAUUUAGCUGGAUUCAAUACUCUUAAAACACUGAGGAGCUGGAUGCUUAUUUAUAUCUGAUAAUAUGGCUCCUAUGUCCAUUUAUUCUAUGUAAGCAGACAUUGAAGCAUACAUAUGCAAUAACACAUAGCACGUGAGCUUAAUGUCAGAUUAAUAUAUUCAAUUUCAAUGAUCAGACAUCUGUCCACGUUAUCUUGUACAUUGUUGCAUUUCCAGCAGUACAGAUAUUUCAUUUAAAUGAGAGAUUAUUCCUCAUGGAUUCUGCUGAUUGAUUUAUCUUUGAGGCAAUGCUGGUGUUGUUGACAUUGCAUUUUCUUGGCAAUGUUUUAUAUGCUUCAUUCCAUGAAUCUGUGGAACUACAGUGUUUCCUGAAGGAUCUUAAUCAGUCUUACAUGGAUGUAUCUGCUAGCUUCUUAUUUUGAUCAGAAGAGUUCAACAAAUUUCCCAAUCAUUUCAUAUACAAAUUCCACUACUUAAAUGUGAUCUAAUGAUAUUCCUUUUGGCUGUUACUUCUGGAUAUGCCAUGGCUACAUGGACAUAGGCAAAAUGGAAUUAUUAAUGAAGAUGAUAUCAGGAGAUAUAAAAUCUGAUAGCAUUUGGAUGGAUAUUUAUUUCUUAAGCACCUUGGAUAUGAUGCCAUUUGAGGUUAUAUAUUAUAUCAUACUUCUCAACAAGAUGAGGAUGUGAAAUGUUGUUAAUCUAUUUCCACCUUGAUUACACUUCAAAGAUAUAAACUACAUAUGCCGAUUUUACUAUAUCUUUCAUAAUAUGAGGGUGUGAUAUUUUCUAUCUCCUCUCCUCUUACAUGGGAGGCACUAAUAUUAUUCAUUAUUAUGUUUCUCUUGUUAUUCCAGUUAAUGGAAGGAGGGACUAUUUAGGUAAUGACUUGAGGGAUAAACUUGAGAGAAGGAAUUUAUCACCUCCAAGAUAUUCACCUCCAAGAUAUUCACCGGCUCGAGAUGCAAGAGCUCGGCAGACUACUCGCGAAUAUAGUCCACCGAGGUCUCCGGAGAAAAAAAGUGACAGAAGAUAUAAGAGAAAACAGGGCAUCAGUGGCCAAAGCGAUAUUUCUGGAAGUUUAAAAGUCUCUGAUAGAAUUAUUGAUCAAGUUAAAGAAGGAAAACUGCAUUCCUCUGAUUCUAGAAAUACUCUUGAGGAUCAGCUGAAGAAAGUACAUUCCGAUAUCGACACUCUUGAGAACCGGAAAUCCCAACUAUCGGUCCGUCUAGAUGAGAGUGUUCAAGAAGUGGAUAGCCUUAAUUCCAGAAUUCAGGAACUUGAGGCUCAGUUAAACAAGGAGAAUGGAGAGUAUAAAAGAAUUACUUCAAGAAUAAGGAAGUUUGUUCGAAUGCACAAUCAUAAUUUGGAGUUGCAAGAUGAACUUAAGAGAUCACAGGUCCGACUUCAAAGGUUUGGAGAUCAGCUUUUCUCGGACAUUUCUAUAAUUGGUGCUAAUGAGGAAGAUUUUAGCGUUGAUAUUGUAAGCAAUGAUAAAUCAAAAGUGGGGCAUUUGGUUGAAACAGAAAGAAGCGGGAAGCGUUCUCGAUUGUCUGCUCAAACGAAUGACAAGGGUUGUGAGGAGGCCCCAGGCAAUGGAAUUGAAGUUAUUAGGCACGUAGAUCUUGAAGGAAAGCACAAGAAAGGAAUAUGGAAUUCUUCUAACAACACUCAUUCAGAAAAGCAGAAGGAAUCCAGGAUUGAAGUGCCAUCAACCAGCAUGGCAGCUCAUGUGUUUGACGAGGAAGUUGAUAUUGAACAUGAUAAUGGAACUGAUAUCGAUGAAACUGCAAAGACAGAAAAUGAGAAUGCAGUGGCAUUACAGGUGAAGGGCAUACCUCUCAUGCUUACCCCAGAUUUGAUUCCCCGUAGCAAUUAUUCACAGUAUGAGGGUAAACACGAGAACGUGGAUGUGGAUGGUCUCGAUGAAGAGGCAGCAGGAUCACGCAUGGACAUGGUCUAAUUAGUAUUUGCAAUCUCUAGCUUUUUGUUUUGGCGGUUCAAAAGCUGUAUAUUUGAAUCAUAAUAGGAUAGGAUGCAAGAUAGUAAAACAAGAAACAAAUGACUUCAGUACUUAUCUUUGAAUGGAUGUAAUGAUGCAUUCCUUAUUAGUGGAUAUUGAUGUGA
Molecule: messenger RNA, 3697 nt
Organism: Trifolium pratense (red clover)
Lineage: Eukaryota; Viridiplantae; Streptophyta; Magnoliopsida; Fabales; Fabaceae
Product: zinc finger CCCH domain-containing protein 13
Exons: 12
Coding region: 2379-3533 (384 amino acids)
Molecular function (GO): metal ion binding
Source: RefSeq, a predicted model, not a curated record